AUGACAAAGAGAGAUAUAAGCUCCAGUGACGAGGAAGAUGAAAUACAGCCAGAUGACUACGACGAUUUUGAGUUCGUAGACUCGGAUGAAGAGGAACUUGAUGGAGCCGAAGAAGAGGAGUAUGGAGAGGAAUCAGAUAUUUCGUUUGAAUCAGAUGAUGGGGAACUUUUCGACGGAGAAAAGUCUUUGACGACUCCACAAUCAAAGACUAUUGAUGAUUCAGUGAGUAUCGGAUACAAUGGAACUGCAUACCAUGCAUGGAGCAUGGACAAUUUUAUCCAGACUCAUUUCCUUAACUCGUUAAAAAAGUUACAGAAUUUUAAUUUGGAAGGUUGUUCGGAUAAUGACUUGUUGACUAUGUUGUACGUGAAAAAAUGGCAACUGGAUGUGGUUUUGGAUGCAUACUUUGGCGACAAAAACAAUUUUAUGGAACAAUGCGGUCUACCGUGCAAAUCCAACAACACUUUUGAGACAGUAGAAGAUUUCACUUGCUUUAUUUGUUGCGACACCUACGAGUCAACCCAAGUUUAUUCCUUAACGUGCAAGCAUCAAUUCUGCAUUCAGUGCUAUUAUCAGUACAUCAUGAACGAAAUCAACAAUGGCCGUUUGAUAACGUGCAUCGAUCCAAGUUGUAAAUAUACCAUUCCGUUUCAAGACAUUGCUCGUAUCAUUGCUAUCGUUGAAGCUGACAAGACAUUGAUUGUUGCCGAAAAACCUCUUCGCGAGAAUCCAAUGCUUAUAACCGCGGUUAGAGAGUGGGUUGACACAAGAAAUACCUUCAAAUGGUGUCCUGCUACUGACUGCGCCAGCUUUACCGAAAUUGCCGAUAUAUCAUCCAUUAAAGAUGGCACUGGAUCCAUUGACUUGACCCUAAUUCCGAUAGUCGGAUGUGCUGAACGCCACGAAUUUUGCUUUGAUUGCAACUACGAAAACCAUCUCCCAUGUCCUUGCUGGUUGGUCAAGGCGUGGGUGAAGAAAUGUGAAGACGACUCUGAAACAGCAAAUUGGCUUGAUGCCCACACGCAUUCCUGUCCCAAAUGUCACACGUCUAUUGAAAAGAAUGGCGGUUGCAAUCACAUGACGUGCAGAAAGUGUAAGCACGAAUUUUGUUGGAUAUGUUUUGGUGAUUGGAGCAGUCACUCAAACAAUUACUCGUGUAAUCGGUUCCCAGACAAUGCAAAGGAAGACACGGCAAGGAAAAACAAGAGCCGAGCUACUUUGGAAAGAUAUUUACAUUUUUACAAGCGGUACGCCAUUCACGAAUCUUCAAUGAAGGGUGAUCUAAAGACGUUACAGAAAAUUGAUGAUGUUACAAAGCUCUACAUGGAGGAAGUUAGGAAAAAGGGUCAACACAACCUUUCAUGGAACGAUGUACAGUUUCUCCCUGAUGCAAUGAGAGCCUUGCAGAAUGGUAGAAAGACUUUGAAAUGGACGUACUGCUUUGCAUUUUAUUUGGUCAAGCUGAACUUUUCCGAGAUAUUUGAGACCAAUCAAGAUUUCCUAAACAAGACGGUUGAAGAUUUAUCGGAAGUAUUUGAGAAGAUAAUUGCUAUUGAUAAGCCUGACAAAGUGGAGACUAUUUUGGAAAAAAAGAAGGACAUUAUCAAUCUUGCUGAGUUUGUCAACAUGAGGAGAAAGACUUUGGUCAAGAGUGCCGAAGAGAAUUUGAAAAACAAAUUGCUUCGUCUUGAACCUGUGUAA
Lodderomyces theae is the source of this 1701-nucleotide messenger RNA. RefSeq names its product E3 ubiquitin-protein ligase. Gene Ontology annotation, cellular component: ubiquitin ligase complex; cytoplasm. Lineage: Eukaryota; Fungi; Ascomycota; Pichiomycetes; Serinales; Debaryomycetaceae. Bases 1 to 1701 code for a protein of 566 amino acids. The record is from RefSeq and is a predicted model, not a curated record. Gene Ontology annotation, biological process: protein polyubiquitination; positive regulation of proteasomal ubiquitin-dependent protein catabolic process; ubiquitin-dependent protein catabolic process. Gene Ontology annotation, molecular function: ubiquitin conjugating enzyme binding; ubiquitin protein ligase activity; zinc ion binding. The transcript has a single exon.